ACACACACGCACACACUACACUUUCUCUCUGCGGAAACGUCGUGCGGGGAAAUUUAUUCUGAGAAGAAGUCCCGGGGACGGCAGCGGGGCCGUCACGGACCGGCAAAUUCAUCACAAUGCCGCUGCCGUGAUGACGCUGUCCCCCUGCUGCCUGUGUGUGAUCUUGCUGCUCCUCGGCGCUGCGAGCCGUUGCCGACCCGAGCUCGACUUGAAGCCACCGACCCAGGUUCGUCUCGAAGCCUACGUGGAGGGCAUCAGGCUGCCCGUGCGAUGGAAACCCGUGCCUCUGCAAGAGAAGCCCGCCCACAGUCUGCUCUACCAACUCCGCCUGUGCUUGCCUGCUAACAAGGACGCGAGGUCUCAGUGUGAGGGAUCUUGUGUCUGCCAGCAGAAGAAGAAGGGGAGAAAAGUGUUGGGCAGGCCGGACCAGGAGGUGACCGUGUCCGUGCGUUCCGUGGCCUACGACGACGAGGGCACGUGCCCUUGCCCAUCGCUGGACAGCGCGAGCAACGCCAGCGCGUGGACAAAACCGCUCGCCAAGCCUCCAGUCGGCGAGCCCGGCACGGCGGCCCGUGACGUCUCGUGUGUCUACCGUGACAUGGAGGCGUUGGAGUGCCGCUGGAGUCCCGGGGAGAAAGCUCCCCCGGGCACCAACUACUCCCUCUACUACGCCGUGUACUUGGAUGAGCCCCUCCUCUGGACGAGGUGUGGGGACGACGAGAGGAUGUUGCCGGGCACGAGUUGCGUCAGCAGGAGGAUCGUGGACUUGAACAGAGACGCCAACAGCUUCGCGAUCCUCGUUAACGGCACUCUGCCCAGCGGAGAGCCGGCUCGGCCCAGCCUGCUCGACAUCACUCCUUUGGAAACAAUCUCGCCGAGUGCUCCACAGGGGCUCCGUGCCUCCGUGCUCAACCUGUCCAACAUGGUGUUCGUCUGGGACCCUCCCAACAACACGCGCUUGCUGAGCUUCAUCAAGUACCAUGCGCGCCUCGUCAUCCCCCGCGCGGGAGCAGAGCCCCAGGUGCUGGCUGACACCUUGAUAGAGAAGAGGACCACGCUGGACCUGGUCGUGGACCCAGGGCUUCCCUACCGCGUGUCCGUCCGUGCCAUCCCCAUCUACUUCAAGAACUUGAGCAGUCCUUGGUCGCACUUGGAUUACUCGCCCAAGUCCCCGGACCCAGGACCCCCAGUGUCUGGGCCGCCCAUGGCUCCGCUCGUCAUCGCGUUCGGCGCGGUUCUUGCCGUCAUCACCGCCAUCUCCUUCCUCGUGUGGCGCUGGCCCCGCAUGAAGGUUCAAGUGUGGCCGGAUAUACCAGAUCCUGCUGGACCAUUAGAUGCUUUUCUCAAGAGAAACAUUGAUCCCGUUAAGGCAGCUGGCUGUGCGCCACACGUGGAGGCUCAGGACCCCUACAGCCUGGUGGAGGAGCUGGACUCUCCCCAACUGCUGCGGCCUCUCCCCGCCCUGCUGCAGCCACGAGACCCCCCUCAAUAGACCAAUUAGCGCAAAAUAUAAAUAUUAUUUCGAAGUGUAUAUACGAAACGUAAAGUGAGAUUUCACUUGCUUUCCACGCACAGGUGUGCCGAGGAAUGUAGCAUUGAGUUGUUGGCAGCAAUGACUAUCGCACAAUACCGCCUUGAAAACUAGUAUUGUGGUAAUAUUUCUUAAAUAACUGACAAACGUGCACAGCAUUUGUCAAUCCACCGCUGGAUGAAGGCCUCCCCAUGCUGCGCCGGUCGUGGGGACUUUCCGGCCAUACUUCUCCACGCUGGUUCAGUGCGGUUUGGUGAAUGUAGGCGGGGCAAGGAAACGGUUCAGAUGCCACUUGCCACUGAUGUUAGCCGUGGCCGUGAGCUCUGCGUGUAUUUGAUAUCGUCUAAGUAGUUUGGCGACAGGGUAUGCACCGCACAGCAGAACCUCAUGUGUCUGUGUGCGCGUUCAGCUGUCCUUCCCCCCGUGCGCCUCCGAUUAGCACGGUUGUCUACGUACGGUGCGAAAAAAGUGCAUCGGAGAAAGGCCUUGCAAGGCGAGCAGCGAAACACAACGACAGGCCCUGCACAUCGUCACCGACAGCGGCACGCGCACGGUGCCCAUGGAGGGGUUAGCCCAAGCUAACUGGGUGCAGUGUCCUGUCAAUAUUUAUACGACGCCUGUUUUACCCAGGGACAGCCUCACCGAGUCGAAAGGAUCUUUCUUCUCGGGAGGGUCCUGCCAAGUUUUCCCAGUAGUGACGCGGACGUUGCCUUUUGUUGUCACCCUUAAACGGGCCCUGUGAAGCACUGGGAUGUGUGGUGUGGCCAAUGUGAACCUGGAGGCGAAAUGAACAGGCGGUGAGCAUACAAACUCCACCCGAGUCGGGAAUCGAGCCGAGAAGCAUCUUGCCGUGAGGUGCGACUGUGUUAAUCACUGCGCCACUGUACCACCCCCCACCAGUUUAAAAAAACACAAAAAGUUCCACAGCGAAGACUCAAAAGGGCUCCUGACGUUUUAUAUAUAUUUUACAUUUUUUGCUGACCACGUGUCGGAAAUGUGCCACAAUAGGUGGGCAUCAUGGCAAUCACAGAUUACAAAGCACCUCCCCUGGCUAUCAGGCCAGCCAGGCAUGCUCGGAAUUAAUUUACAUAACAUGCAGCAGGUUAUAGAGCGUAGUAAAAUGAAGCAAUGUACAACAAUGACUUUCCUGUUUUCACUUGAAAAAUAACGUAUCCCCAUGUUUGCGAUCUAUUCCUGUAGUCAGGUUCCUCCACUUUUCCCCUGGAAUGUACGUCACGAGAUACCAAGUACUGCACAAAGCGAACUGAUGCAUGCACGCAGGCGACAAAACGAGACUUAAAAGGCUUAAGCAAUGCGAACGAGAUGUCAAAAAAUAAGACGCGUUAAUACCAUACACUGUAGUGCCUGAAUAGUGGCUCUUUAUAUGCCUGCUCCGUGUAUCCUUGUGAGACGUUUUCUUUAUCAUUACAGCACUUACAUUUUGAAAAUGACAUAUAACUUUAAAUAUGUAUUUAUAAAAUGGGGACAUGGUUUCAGCAACGUGGGUCCAAGCAAGGCAAGCACACGGAUCAUGGUGACGCACAGGGGCUGUUAUUUCAACAGUAAACAUGAUUUCGAUUUAAAGCUUUCGUGACUGCAAGGAUUCAUCUUCUUUGGUUCUUUCGGUAAAGUCACGUAGAAU
Petromyzon marinus (sea lamprey) is the source of this 3173-nucleotide messenger RNA. Lineage: Eukaryota; Metazoa; Chordata; Hyperoartia; Petromyzontiformes; Petromyzontidae. The record is from RefSeq and is a predicted model, not a curated record.